GGAUUCUGCGGUGGCUGCUCAAAACCACACAAGCACGAAAAACUGACUGCAGAUCAGAAAUGGUAAAAACGUGACCUUACGUCAUGUAACAAACAAAGAGGCUGUGAUUGGUAGAUAGACGAGUGUUGUGGUGCUGCCGUCACUGGGCACGCGGCACUGUGGAAGUUGCUAGAUCCGCCAGCGAAAGAAAGGAAACAAACAUUAGAAGAAACCGUGACAGGAUACAUAAACUCGUAUAAAGCGUAAAACCGUAACACAAGAGGAACGAGUCGUUUCAGGAGCCUCCAGCUGCUUUCAUACACAUUUUGCCUGAAGAUAAAAACGACACAGCUGACUGGUUCGUGUGUGUGGAGAGCGUCAAGCUGAAACGGUAAAAGCUCAGGACAGAAGGUGGACAAUCCCAGACUAUGGCUACAGUGCAUUUUCCAGGGCCCACCAACAGGGACUCGCUCUACUGGGAUGAAACAGAAUGCCUCAACUACUAUGGGAUGUUGUCUCUACAUGAGAUCUUUGAAAUAGUUGGAUGUCAGCUAACAGAGACCGAUAUAGAAGUUCUCUCUUUCCUUUUGAAUGAAAGCUACUCUGCACCACACCCUCUCGACCCUGUAGGCUGGACUAUUGAACCUGCUGAAGACGAUCCAGAGGACUUGGGCUUGGCACCGACUCCACCGCUGCUGAAAGCGUGGGGACGGAUAAAGCCCAAGGCAUCCCAGCCAUCGUCAGUGGACAUAAAGCCUAAGAGUGGUGUUGGGCUGCUGUUGGAGCUUGAGAGACGAGGAUAUCUCUGUGAUGGCAACCUGGAACCACUGCUGCAGCUGCUGAGAGUCCUCACUCGUCAUGACCUGCUGCCUUUGGUGUCUCAUAAAAGAAGGAGGACGGUGUCUCCAGAGAGAGUUGGACAGAGGUAUGAAACGAACAGAACAGAGUUGGUGUUUGGACUGCAGCAUACCUGCAGACAGACAGAGAUCCCAUUCUCAUCUUUCACAAACCCAUUUACCACCGAUAUUUCCUCCCCUUUGGCUGGUUCAUCUACCAGGAGGCAAAGGAGGAGGAGGGGUUAUGGUUGGAGCCGUAGGUCAAAGAAAACAACCAGACUGGUCCAGCCACUGCCUCCACCAGCACCUCAGAAAGUGUCAUGCGAUAUCCGCCUUCGCGUUCGUGCGGAGUACCUGGAGCACGAGUCAGCCCUGCGUGAUGCCGUCUCCUCAGACAAGCGGCAGCCGCUGGAGAGGCAGUUUGAGUUGUUCAGUCGCGCCAACUCGCUGCUGCACGCCCGAGACCUGGGCUCCAUCGUCUGCGACAUCAAGUUCACGGAGCUGGACAACCUCGAGGCAUUCUGGGGGGACUACCUGAGCGGAGCGCUGUUGGAAGCCUUAAAGGGGGUUUUCAUCACCGACUCUCUGAGGAUGGCCGCAGGCUCUGAGGGAGUCCGCCUUCUGAUCAGUGUUGACCAAGACGACUACGAGGACGGCCGACGACUGCUGAGUGCCCGCAAAACGAUGUCCUCCAGUAAUGGUGGGCGCAGACAGACACGCUAGGCUUUAUGGUCCAACAAGACUUUUUUUUGUUGUGUUAUACUAACCUUGAAGACAAGAACAGUAUGGACUCUUAACUGAAGGUUGUAAGUUCAGGGGUCCUUCAGAAGCACUUUAGGGCCCUUUUCUGCUGUUUGUGUAUUAACCACUAGAUGGCAGAAGUUACCAUAGGUCCUUUUUGUUCAAGUUGGAAGGAUUAUUAUUUAUGGAUUACUUAGAUUAAAAUGGUGCUUUGGGUUUCAAUUCAUGCACAGGUGCUACAUUGUAAGGGACCACGACGAAGCAGAACCUCCUCACACGUUUCAGUUUCUUAGAACAUUUGAAAGCACCGACAAAUCCUCUUACAUCAACAGAAAUGUGCUACAUUGAGCAGUCUUGUUGCUCAUUUUCUUUAGUGUUAUCAUUUCAUCAUUUGUACAUAAAAGGCUGAUUUACACAUUUGAGGACUGGUGCACAAUCAUUUAAAGUAACUUUUCAAAACAAAAAAAUGCUUAAUUGCCAUUUUGAUUUCAGCAUAUAUUGAAAAUUGUUUUUAUUUCAACAAUUGGGUCUAGGCAAAAAAAAAAAUAGGUCAGUGGUUUUGAAAUUAACAAAGGAGAGAGAGUUUACUGCUUUGACUGCAGUUGGAAUUUCCUUUCCAACUUUGGAGAGCCUGAAUGUUUAAUGCACAACCAGAUAACUGGAUUCUCAGUCCUGGCCCCCACGAUAACCCACAUCAUGUCGUGAUCAGUGGAUACGGUGGUUGCCAGCAGAUGACAGCAGUGAUUAGGGUUAGGUCUCAACAGAGCGUGGAAGUUUCAUCAUCACAAGCUUGUCAAGAGCAUCCCUGGUAAUGCGAUGGUGGCUCGUGUCCGGGCUUCCAGCGAGGCCUCAGCAAGUGCUUCUCCCAUCAAGUAAAGCACAGGACAGUGCGUCAGUCAAUAGAAGUGAUGUUGGAGAGAUCAAAAUCAAAAGUGCACGUCCCAGCUCCACUCAGCCCUGCUAUGUUGGCCCAGCAGAGUGGCUCACAGACAGCUGUCUACUCACCCUGCUGGAACUAAUGCCUGGACUUCACUCAUAGAAGACGAUCAAUAAGGCCUCUCUCUUAAGUCCCUUCAUACUGCACGACUUAGCAAGCAGACACAGUCUGAAGUACCAGAGUCUGCAGAGCCGAGCUGACAGACCAGGAAGCACCAUGGACAGAUUUCCAUGUUUAAGCUUUUUUAUUUUUAUUUAUAUAUAUAUAUAUACUUUUUUUUUUGUUAAAAUAAAUAUUGUAUGUUUGUAUUAAUUCACUGAUCCAGGAGAACAUUUUUUAAAAUGCUUUUGGAAAGGAAAUACUUUUGUGUGUUGAUCUUUAUAUAUUGGAAAUAAUUUCUGGUGAAAAAUAAAAGUUUUGAAGGUC
Nothobranchius furzeri (turquoise killifish) is the source of this 2919-nucleotide messenger RNA. Lineage: Eukaryota; Metazoa; Chordata; Actinopteri; Cyprinodontiformes; Nothobranchiidae. The record is from RefSeq and is a predicted model, not a curated record.